AUGGAGCCCAUUGCAAUCAUUGGGCUGGCGCAUCGCUUCCCAGGAGGCGCCAACACACCCGCCAAGCUCUGGGAGGUUCUCAACAGCAGACGAGACCUAUCUCGAGAGCCAGACCCAGAUCGUCUGAACCUCCAAAAGUUCCACAACACCAACGGCGAGCACCAUGGCAGCUCGAACGUCACCAAGUCUUACUUCCUCGAGGAGGACCCGCGUCUCUUCGACACGACGUUUUUCAACGUCAGUCCUCUGGAAGCGGAAGCCAUGGACCCGCAGCAGAGGCUCCUCCUGGAAACGGUCUACGAAGCCACAGAAUCGGCCGGCACGCCCAUUGAGAGGUUCCAGGGCUCGCGGUGUUCCGUGUUCGUGGGCGUGAUGACGGGCGACUACGAGACGAUCCAGUACCGCGACACGGAAGACCUGUCGCACUACACCGCCUCAGGCACGUCGCGCGCCAUCCUAGCCAACCGCAUUUCCUACUUUUUCGACCUUUCCGGAUCGUCAAUCUGCCUGGACACGGCCUGUUCGUCGUCGCUUGUCGCGAUGCACCUCGCCGUCCAGGACCUCCGCAGCGGCGCGGCGGAGACGGCCGUCGUCGCCGGGACUAACCUCAUCUUCGGGCCGGACAUGUACAUCAGCGAGUCGAAGCUGCGGAUGCUCUCGCCGACGGGGAAGUGUCAGAUGUGGGAUGCCAUGGCGGACGGGUAUGCUAGGGGCGAGGGCGUGGCGGCCCUGCUGCUGAAGCCGCUGAGCAAGGCUUUGCGGGACAACGAUCCCAUUCAAGCUGUGAUUCGCAACUCGGGUGUCAACUCUGAUGGGCGAACGCCGGGGAUCACGAUGCCGAGCGCCAUGGCGCAGGCGAGAUUGACGACGGAGACGUACCGAGCCGCGGGACUGGAUCCGUCAAAGGAGGAAGACAGGUGUCAAUACUUUGAGGCACACGGCACCGGAACACAGGCUGGUGACCCUACAGAAGCCAGAGGCAUUCUUGAGAGCUUCUUCGCAGACAAGGGUGCUGCAGACACAGAACCCGCAACCACAGCAGUGGAAAUCGGCCUGGCUCGGAUGCUGCAAACUAGCGGAAUCAAGUUCAGCGCUGUGGUCGGUCACUCGUCGGGCGAAAUAGCUGCAAUGUACGCGGCCGGCAUUCUCUCCUUGUCCGACGCCAUCCGCGUUGCCUUCUACCGAGGUGUCUACGCCAAGUUGGCAGGCAAAGGCUCCAUGAUGGCGGUAGGAAUUAGCGGCGAAGCAGCGCAAGACUUCUGCCGCGAGGCACCAUUCAAAGGCAGGAUCUGUCUUGCGGCGAAGAACUCCCCUUCUAGCAUCACACUCUCCGGCGACGUUGACGCCAUCCAGAAAGCCAAGGAAGUUUUCGACAACAGGAAGAUCUUUGCCCGCGUGCUGAAGACCGACAGGGCGUAUCACUCGUCGCACAUGGAGCCUUGUUCCGAGGCCUACCUCAAAGCGAUGCGAAAAUGUGGAAUCUCGCCCCUGAAAACGGAGAGUAAAUGUGUCUGGGUCUCAAGUGUAGAUGGAACCGCGAGCCGAUACUGGGAUCAGAACUUUGACGAUCUGAGCGGGCCUUACUGGAUCGAAAACAUGGUGAAGCCUGUGCUAUUUGCAGAUGCAGUCACAACAGCGCUGACCAACGGCGGUCCGUUCGACGUCGCGAUCGAGGUUGGACCGCACCCUGCGCUGAAAGGGCCGGUGAACCAGACUGUACGACCGCAUCUGGGGAAGCAACUCCCGUACUGCGGCAGCAUUAACCGAGGUGAGGAUUGUGUUGUCAGCAUGAUGCAGCUGCAAGGUUUCUUAUGGUCUCACUUUGGUGCGCAAGUGCUUGACUUGAACCAAUAUCAACGCUGCUGGCAUGACGAAGUUCCAACGCACAAGGUUGUCGACAAUCUCCCCACCUAUUCUUGGGACCAUGGCGCACCCAUAUGGCGUGAGUCAAGGCUCUCGCGCAAUCACCGACUACGCUCCAGUGGAAACGAGAGCAUCUUGCUGGGCCACCGGCGCCCCGAUGACUCGGAUUGGGAACCGCGUUGGCGCAACUUCCUGAGUCUGAAGGAGCUCCCGUGGCUGCGGGGUCAUUCGUUCCAGGGAGAGGUGCUAUUCCCCUCGGCUGGAUACAUCGCGAUGAUGCUCGAGGUGGCGCAGUUCCUCAGCGGCGACAAGCACAUGUCGCUGAUUGAGAUCAAGAAUCUCACCCUCGAGCGGCCACUCAAGGUAGAGGAGGGGCCCAGACCAGUCGAGAUGCUGACAUCGGUCAAU
This is a messenger RNA of Colletotrichum chrysophilum, 2271 nucleotides long. RefSeq lists its product as uncharacterized. The transcript is spliced from 3 exons. The annotation marks the transcript as partial. Gene Ontology annotation, biological process: secondary metabolite biosynthetic process; fatty acid biosynthetic process. Lineage: Eukaryota; Fungi; Ascomycota; Sordariomycetes; Glomerellales; Glomerellaceae. Gene Ontology annotation, molecular function: fatty acid synthase activity; 3-oxoacyl-[acyl-carrier-protein] synthase activity. The record is from RefSeq and is a predicted model, not a curated record.